AUGACCGACGACGUGGUCAAGGACGAGAACUGCGAGCGCAAGGCGCAGUGGCGCGUCACGGUCGACGACGUCCUCCUGACGCAAAACUUCUUUGGCCUUGGCGAGAACAGCACGGGCGGUGCGCUCUGGGACUCGUCGCUCGUCCUCUGGGCCAAGCUCCGGACAAUGGCGAUCGCAAGUCGCACCGUGCUCGAGCUCGGCUCGGGGGUCGGGUUCCUCGCCAUCAAGAUGGCAUCCCAGGGCGCUCACGUCGUUGCUACCGACGGCGACAUUGAAGCGAUUUCCAUCUUCCGCGACAACGUUCAGCGCAAUGGCUUGCCGCCGAUCCCAGCCCACCACUUGUCUUGGGGUGACGCCGCGUCGCUCGCCGCCUUCCACGAGACAUACCCUUCAACGUCGUGGGACUACCUCGUUGGCGCCGACUUGAUCUUCAACGCCGACUACCACGACGCGCUGCUGGCAACGUUGGUGGCUGUCGUCGUGCGCCCCGAGACGCGCGUGUUGCUCGCCUAUCGCGUCCGAGACGAAGACAAGGAGGCGAUGUUUCUGGAGAAGGUCCAAGGUCCAUUUGUACUUGUGGAGAGCGAAGAGGUCGGUGAGACGGGGAUCGUCUAUGUGGAGCUUCAAAAACGGUGUCUCGUCACAAAACUAAAGACCGAAACGAACUCGUCGAUGCGGUCGAGGACUGCGGUCGCACCGUCCGUGGCCCAGGCGCUCAUGCCAGAGACUGCGCAUCGACGUGCGUUUGCGCUUCUCGGGGUGCUGUACGUGCUCGUUUCGCUCAGCGUAGGGCUCUGGUACCUCUCUCUCCUCGCGCCGAGCCUCGCCAACGACUUUUGGUGGGCGGGGUAUGCGCCAACGCGCCACGAAGCGUUCCUUGUCGACGUGAUCAACGCGCAGCUAAUGCUCACCCGUGCAAAUGCCCUCGAUGUGUACGCCGCCGAUGCGACUGUCCACAAGCGCUACGCGUCACCGACGGCAACCACGAACGUGCCGCCAACGUACGCGCGGCGCAUUCUCUUGAGUGAGCUUCAAUCGAUCGAGUACGCGGUGCCGCAGCUGCGUCUUCUCAGCGCGCGCUGGUCCAUGCGCAUGUGCGUACAGCAUUGCUGGGUCGACUUUAACAGGACGUUUCAAGUCGCCCACACGGAAGCACGCCAGCGCCGGUGCGAAGACAAGUAUGGGACAAACGCAGCGGUCUACAUGGAAGCCACAUUGCGCAAUGUCGUGUGGACCGACUAUGUCACCGUCUGGGGCGGUGAGAACGGCCCAUUUACCGUCGCUUUGGAGCUCGCUCUGCAAGAGACCAGUCGCGGUCAGUCCUUCCUUUCCAGCGUCGCGACGGCGCGCGCGACCACGUCGGUGGCCGACGAACUCGCCUACUGGCGACGCCAUGCGAUGCGUUCGUUUGAGCUGCAGUGGCAGAACCGGUAUCGGCCGGGCGUGAGCGAGACCAUGGUCCUGCAGAACGCACUGGGGAUGCCACAGCUUCUGACGCUCAAGGAUAUCCCGCAAGGCGCCGGGCCAUGGACGUCGGUGAUCCUCUUUUGGCUACCGCUCAACGACCUCUGGCAAAAUCAAGUGCUCAACCGCAGCCUCAUUCGAGGCUCGUCGCGCUAUUUUUUGGCCAACAUCUCGGCGGACUUGCCGGCUCUCGACAUCGAGGUCAUGCACGGUGACACGACGGUGCCCGGGCAGUUUGUCGCUCAAGCCGCUCAAUUCCGUGCCCUCAUUGGCCCUUUUCAGAGUAUUGAUUGCCUUCAUGUUGCUGUGCCACACUCCCUUUUAACGGCGGUCGCCGCGCUUCGCGUCGCGUCGGCCAACGACGUAGCUGCUCUGGUACCGCCGACAACACCCAUUCAACUGCUGCCACUGACAUGGCACGGCCACAGCUAUUACGGCGGCAGCCCGCUGUGUGUUAUGUUGCCAAACACGUCGUACGUGCAGCAGUCGUUUGAUUUUACGAACGACUGCUCGUCGCCCCAACCGCUCGAAGUCGUACUUGACCCGCUCGCGCUACUGGUGGCACGCGUGGCCAGCGCCACUGCAUUCUCCAUCGAGACUGCGUGCGCUGCGGCAGCGCCUUUGUCGGUACCCACGUGCAGGGCCGCGCUCCAGAGCGUCGAUGCGCUCUAUGUCAAACACGUGGCAACCGCGGAUUGGCCGGCCGCGCAACACGAUAUUGGCCUUGGUGUUGGGCUGAUGCAAUAUGCCACGACCGCGACUGGCGCAUGGCGCGUGCUUCGACAGCCACUACUGGAGCCGAGCUUUGCUUUUUUCGGCUGGAUGUUUGUCACCGACUGGGCGCUGGGGCGUCGAGAAGUCCUCUCGUUCCAAGGCGACGUCGACAGCGUACCAUUGAUCUCGAACGUCGAAGCGCCGCUGGUGUACACAACAGGCACGCAAGAGCUGCAGACAGCCACGCAGAUUCUCUUCUACCUCGUUGUCGUCACGUCCAUCGUCUUGACGAGCGUCGGCGGUGUCGCGCUCGCGUAUGCAUGCUACGCGCGACGGGGCUUCCAUGGCGCCAACCUCUUUGUGUUCAAUCGCGUCACGAGUGCGGUUUGGCUCGGUCGGCCGCUCACCUUCUUGCGCGCUGCCUCGGCGACACUCCUCCUGAGCUCUGUGCAUACCUCGCUCGAGACGUCGGCGGCGGGCACAUCGCGCUUGGUCGCGACGCCACGCCACUGUAUAGUCGCGGCCGUCGUUGCCGGUGAAGCUACAUGGCUCACGUACGUUCUCAACGAUCUUUUGGUUCUUCUCACGCAGCAACGUACGCGGGAGUCGAGCUUUUUUGCGAGCACGCUCGCGUGGGGUGUCCUCUUCUUGCUCGACUUGAUCUCUCCGAUUCAGGUGACCGGCGUCCUCGACCGCCACUGCGUCGGCACCAACAUGGACUAUUCCGUCUCGUGCACGAGUGGGGUCCUCUAUAUGGGCAGUUCGACGCGCGUAGCAGUGAUCGCUACGAUCCAAGUCGGAAGCGUCCUGCUUUCGUGGACGGCGCUGACGCUCUGCUCGCCCCACCGGCCCAUAUUGCCGGGACCACUGCUCUUAAAUGGACUAGCCGACGCCGUCUUGACGCUGGCCCCCGGCUCGUCGUCAGAGCAAUGUGCGAUGGACCAUGUCGCAUGCGUCCUUGCCGGAGUGCUCCCGUUCCGUCUACGCGGUCUCAAGUAUCUGUUCGACAUCAAGCUCUGGGUGCUCGUCCGAGACACGCUCUCGACGUCGCCGCAGGUCGUCGUCUUGCCACGUCCGACGCUGCGCCAACGCACACCCGUCGAUGGCCCCGCCCCGACACUCAUCGAGCUCGUGGACAAGCCGUCCGUUCGAUGGCGUGUUGUGCGUCGCAUUGUCGGGCUCAGCUAUGUCGUAUCCUCGAUUGUGAGCUCGAUCUCGUAUCUCAGCAUCUCGCAAGUGAACCUCUCCAACGAUCUGUUCUGGGCGAGCUUCAACAGUACGGGCGCCCACGCCUUCUUCGCCAACUGGCUCAACGAGCAGCUCAUGCUUGGCACGACAGCGGUGCCCGCGCUCGAGUUGACGGCACCGCGCGUCACGCUUCCAACAUCGUUUGCUGCAGCGUCGACGGUGGUGACGUCGCCAGCCAACUAUGGCGCCCACCUCCAGCACACGCUGCUCGAUUCGAUCGAAGCGUCCAUUGGCGGUCUUCGUCGCUCAAACGGCUGCAGUGCGCCCUGGAUCUUUUCGCCGUACUGCUAUCUCGACUUGGAAGCGCGAUGGGAGAUGGCCAACUCGGCCGCGCGGCAGUGGCGCUGCCGCACCAUGCGGUCGAAUGGCGCCGUGUACCUCGAAUCCGUUCUUCGCAAUACAAAUCUCGCGUCGCUAAACGCGUGCUGGGGCCAGCGUUUGGAGACGGCAAUCCUAGCGGACUUGCGUCGUUCGUCGGCCGGCCAAACGUGGAUCGACACCACCUUUGACGCGUCGCUCUCGGUCGAGGAUGAAGCGGCCUACUGGCGCGCACAGGGCCUCACGCACUUUAGAACACAGUGGCAAAACUACAAGCGCAUUGGUGUCCAGAGCAGCUACUCGAUUGGAAAUGCAUACGGCGUCACGUACCCGCUCAAGCUCGCUUCGCAAGAGACAACGUACCGGCUUGGAAUGCAAACGUCGUUCAAAAUGUACUGGGCACUCGCCAACGAUCUGGACGCCAUCGAUCGCAACACGUCUGGCAUCGGCGGUUCGAGCCUGCUGCGACACAGUGCCAACUACGCCUUUGCCAACACGAGCUUAGCUGCUGUGUAUGCGCUCAACGGGUCCUUGCCACUGCCAUUGCCUCGGAGCUUGUCGCUGACUGCCUCGCAAUUGGGGCCCUUUGGGUCCAUCGAUAUGCUGUACGUUGCGCCACCGCGGGCACUGCAGCGCCUUGUCGCGACGAUCACGGACCGCACGCGCACGUUGCUCGCAACUGACCGUGCCGCCAAAGCCGCGUAUGAUGCUAUCACGCCCCUCGACGCCUCGUACCCGGUGCCCAGUGCGUGGAUCACCGCCAGCUUUGCGGCGUAUGGCAGCUCACCGCUCUGUCCCGAGCUCAGUUCGGGGCAGCUCAUCUCCGUUGGGCUCGUCAACUUGCUCUCGUACGAUGCGACGUGCAUGGCGCACUCGGGCAUCGUGUCCAAAGUGCAGCCGACGCGCCAACAGUACAUUGUCAGUGCGCUUCUCGCGCAGCUCGCUAUGAGCGACAACUACACUGCCGUGUGCCGUCAUGAGCCGUCGUAUCUGGCGGCGUGUCUUGUCUAUCUCAACGCGACGACGUCGUUUGUGCACACCAAUCUGAACCCCUCGGAUUUGGCGCCAAACGUGCUGCAAGUGCGCGACCUUGUGCGCGCCAUGAACGUCUCGUUCAUGCUGUUUACAGCGGCGUCGACGGCAGGCGCGCCACUACAGCUUGUGACGGUCAACCUCCUCGACGUUGACGAAGCGGGCUUUGCGUUUUUCGCUUAUCUUUUUCUCUACGACUGGGUCGUUGGCAUCCGACAAGUGGUCACGUUUCAAGGCGAUAGCGGCGCACUCACGCUCAUUACGGACGUCCAAGCGCCACUGAGUCAGCCGCCACAGGCGUCCGAGAUACCGAGAAACAUUGCCCAGUACUUUCGGUCUGGCGUGCUCUACGUCACGUGCGUCAUGAUGGCGAUUGCCGGUCUCGCGACCCUGUACAUGCUCGCUUCCCACGGACAGUUUGAGGGCUGGAACAUGGCCGAGUUGGGUCGUGUCGGUGGCAUUGUAUGGGUCGGCCGUCCGCUGCUAUUGCUCCGUGCGAUGACAGCGCUCUGCGUGCUUGCGACUGCGACGAUCGAGCUGACGUACGCGGGGUCUAUGAGCGGCUUUGCAACGACCUACGAUCCGUGGUACAAGACGCUUCUCGCCGCCAACGAAGUGACGUGGCUUAUCACGAUCGUCAACGAUGUUCUUUUGGUGGCCACUGGCGAUUACGCAGCGUACUAUGUCACGCUCAAUAGCUUUCUCGUCUACGCCGUGGUCGCGGUGAUCACGCUCGUGUCGCCCGUGACACCCGCCGCGUCGAUCGAUUUGCAUUGUGAGCUAUACCAAAUGGAUGCGUUGGUCGUUUGUGACGCCGGCACAAUCUAUAUUGGCCGCAUUGAGCGACUGGUGUUGCUCUUGGCGACUGUGGUUGUCUCCCAUGGUGUGUGCUACGUCAUUGUGCGUCGUCAUGCGACGCCGAGGACGCAGGUGCCGUCCCUCUUCCUCUCGUCGGGUGCCAAGUAUCAAUUUACGCAGACAGAAUGGGUCCUGCAUGACACCUACCACCUCGACCGAGCCUCGGCCGCCCUCGACGGACUCCUCACACUACGUGUUCACGCCCACAUGAUCUUGCUCGACAUCAAGACGUGGCGGACUUUUGUGCUUCCUACAAAGAGUGCCGCAGACACUUCCAUCGCCCUCGCGGCUGCUGUGCCGUUGCUCGAGUAGAUACUGUCGUAGAUCAUGACGACAUUUGGUUCUGGUCUCAUCGAUCGGACGUGCACUCAACUGGUACCGGCCUCGACUCUUUUGGUGGACAUCGUCAUAAGCCUCGAUGCAUAAGCCUUGAAGCACGAAUCAUAUCGAUUGCCAAGCUACCACAAUUAAUCACAACACGGUGGAGGAGUAGCUCAGGUCUAGCGCUCCGAUGUGUUGGUUUUUGGC
Molecule: messenger RNA, 6162 nt
Organism: Saprolegnia diclina VS20
Lineage: Eukaryota; Oomycota; Saprolegniomycetes; Saprolegniales; Saprolegniaceae
Exons: 5
Coding region: 1-5946 (1981 amino acids)
Biological process (GO): peptidyl-lysine methylation
Cellular component (GO): cytoplasm
Molecular function (GO): protein-lysine N-methyltransferase activity
Source: RefSeq, a predicted model, not a curated record